UUAAAGGAGUUAUGAACUUUUAUAGUCUACAGUGAAUCAAACUUAGGUUUAAAGAGAUCACUGGCAACUCACCCUUGGUCCCGCCUCUUAACUACGGGCUGUCAAGUGGCAGUGUAUUCAUAGAGCUAAAGGGCAGCACGUCGUGAAGAUGACUGAACAGAGGAUGAUGUUGGUUUUGUUGGCCGUGGCAUGUUGCCUCUUGGAGGUCAGCGGAGCACAAGUAGCAGUGGCCCAAACAAUAUGCUCGUCCAGUGAUGCAGGUGGUUGCCAGUCAGGUGCAGCACAGAGCGUCAGCACUGGCCCCAAUGGCAUCACUACAGGCGAAUGUGCCUACAUAAAUCCCAGAGGCCAUUCCAUAAAAAUCAAGUUUGAAGAAUAUCCUGAUGGUAAAAUAAAUGCAGAUGCCAACAAUGCGCAAGUUGAACCUUUGGUGGAGCUACGGCAGUGUAGGGAAGCAGUAGCUGCUGCACAAUUGGUAGCUCAACAAAACUAUAAUGCAGUCUCUUCACAGAUUCAAGCUGAACACCAGCAAUUGCAAGAGCAGCUUCAAAGACAACAUCAACAGCUUCAGGAAGACAUUUUUCGACAACAUCAAGCCAUUUUCAACCAGAGAAAUUUCCCAUUCCCUAAUGGCUUCAAUCCACUUCGGUUCCCUAACUUUCCCCAACUAGGCAUUGGUGGAUUUUAAACAGUCCUUCUUGAAACAACUCCAGUAUUACUUCAUUGCAUUUACUGUUUAGUACCCAUCAUUGAUGUAACAAAGUUAAUGGACAUUACUGAUAUAUAAUGGUAACUGCAAUCAACUUUUGACAAAAGGUGAUAUACUUUACUUGUUAUGUCUCACCUGCUGUGCACUAAUUACAGAAUACAGUAUACUCCUACUGUUUAUGCAAGGUGUGUGGUGCUUAAUGUUUAUUACUUUUAAAUUUAGUUGAUUUAUCUUUAAUUCCAUGUGCAUUUUAGUGAAACCAUGAUUUACCGUAACUAGUUUUUUGAGAAAUUGGCAUCAUGAUGGUAAACUGAAGAUCAUGAAACUUAGUGGAUUAUCAUUAGAUAAGUUGUGACCUGACUGAUUUAGUCGGAUUAUCAUUAGAGAAAUUGUGACCUGACUGAUUUAGUAGUGUUUUUCAUAUUCUUGGUUUUGAAAAAUACUCUCAAUUUUCUCUAAAUAUGCACACUGUGCUAUUGAAUAAAUUAUAUCAGUGCUAAAUGUGUUGAGUAGUACUAACUGUUGAUAUCUUCAGUGCUAAAUGAUGCUUUUAUUAGAGAUUUAAAACUUUUACAUAAAGUAUCAACUCAGUAUAUUAAUUAAUACAGUGCAUUUUUAGGUAAAUUUCAUUCAUGGUUUAUAAAUAUAUGCACAGCUUUUGAGUUAAAUGCAUUAUGUGUAAAUUCAACUUUUAAUUGCACAUAGUAAUUAUCGUUUUUAAUAACUAUUCCUUUUAUGGCGGUAAUACUUUAAUUGUUGAUACUUUUGCAGUCAACGUAAAAAAUUUAAUGUAAGAGGGGUUACUCUUUUGUUUUGCUAGCUGCUAAUAACCUCGGUAGAAUUUCUCAUACAGUGUUCGGGACAGCAGAUUUGCAUAAUUAGAGGUCUCUGGUGGGUGUGAUAAAGGGAUAUAUUAAAAAAAUAAGCCAUAUGGAAAAUUUAAAAGAUUAUUAUUUUAAAGCAGCUAUUUGCAUUAAUAAUUUACAGGCAUUUUAACACACAUUUACCAACUAGAGAAAAUUUUUAUUUUAGCCAAUUUUAAUUGAUCUUUAAUGUAAGAUCAAAAUUAUGUAAUGCAUAAAAUUGUACAGUAUUUAUAUUACUUGUGUGAAUAUUGUAUUCCCAGCAAUUUAAAGCAAGAUCAGUCAAAAUUUUAACACUGAAAUGGGUGAUUUUGAUGCAAACUACUUACUUUUAGGUGGUUGGUUAUGGUGUUCCUGAAUGUGUUAGCAAUUUUUUUUCUUGUCGGCUUUGGUUCUAAAGAAGUAAUAAGUAACCGAUUCCAUGCUGUUCAAGCAUUUUCUCCCCCUAGAGUAAGAUGUGCCUUUUAUUACCUUUUUGUGAGGUCUUAUCCUGAAAUCCAACCAAUGUUACUACAUUACCUAUAAUCUGGUCCUGUGAAGAAGGUGCAUUUAUGCUGUGAUUAAAUAUUACUUGGAA
Macrobrachium nipponense is the source of this 2149-nucleotide messenger RNA. RefSeq lists its product as uncharacterized. The transcript is spliced from 4 exons. Lineage: Eukaryota; Metazoa; Arthropoda; Malacostraca; Decapoda; Palaemonidae. Bases 149 to 688 code for a protein of 179 amino acids. The record is from RefSeq and is a predicted model, not a curated record.